Messenger RNA from Gigantopelta aegis, 1948 nucleotides. RefSeq names its product peroxisome biogenesis factor 2-like. The record is from RefSeq and is a predicted model, not a curated record. The transcript has 8 exons. Gene Ontology annotation, biological process: protein import into peroxisome matrix. Gene Ontology annotation, molecular function: zinc ion binding. Gene Ontology annotation, cellular component: peroxisomal membrane. NCBI's taxonomy places the organism in Eukaryota, Metazoa, Mollusca, Gastropoda, Neomphalida, Peltospiridae. The coding region runs from base 23 to 931 and encodes 302 amino acids.
UAACAGGAAGUAAACAAACAGCAUGGCGAAAGAGGCGGAGGGGCGCGUGUCGGCUGUUCGAGUCAGCCAGCUGGAUUCACAUGAACUUGACCAAGAAUCCUUCCAGCUGAUGAAAACCCAACUGAACAAGGUGUUUAAAUAUCACCAGUCAAAUUUCCUAACAAAGUUUGACCCCGAAGUGACAGCUGCCUUGAAGUUGAUCCUAUGGAAGUUUUCUGUCUUUGCAACGGGUACAACGAUUGGUCAGAGAAUUUUGAAUAUUCGCUAUGGCAACACACAUGGAUCAGCAUCGAGUCUGUGGAUUGGUCCAUACAAGAAAAUCCUUUAUGCAGCACUUCUGAUUGGCUGCCCAUGGUUGAAAGAACGGUCAGGUGACCUGAUAAGAUUAACAAAGCUGACGGUGUGGAGAGAUGUGAUCGAGAAGGCUCUUAGAUGGACUGAAAGUGGCCUGAAGGUAGCAGCACUGUUGAACUUCCUGUUGUUUCUAAGACAUGGCGGGUACCAGUUAAUAGUGGAGCGACUUCUUGGAAUCCAGUCUAUGCACUCAGAAAGGCAAAGAUUAAGACAGCUUGGUUUUGAGUACCUGACCCGGGAACUUCUUUGGCACGGAUUUUCUGAAUUCCUGCUGUUUAUUCUGCCGCUUGUUAAUGUACAACAGAUGAAGAAUGUUUUCCUUCGCUGGACUGUUGGUAGAUCUCAUCAGGCACCAGUCCUGUCACAGAGGUCAGCAGUUGACCUGACAACGUGCGCGGUGUGUGGAGAUUGGCCGGUCACGCCCCAGCACAUCGGCUGUCCACAUGUGUUCUGUUAUUACUGUAUUCAGAGUAAUUUCAAGUGUGACUCCAGCUUCGUCUGUCCUCAGUGUGGUCAUGGAAUCCCAGGACCAGGCACCAUUGACAGAGUCCUUGUGACACUCAACACAUCAAGAUAGCAACCUUAACACAUCAAGAUAGCAUACUCAACACAUCGAGAUAGCAUCCUCAACACAUCGAUAUAACAUCCUCAACACGGCCAAAUAGCAUCAACUAGGGGUGCAACGAUACGGUCAAAACCGUAUUGCGAUAUAUUGCGAUAUAAGAAACCGUAUUGCAAUAUGUAUUGCAAUAUAGUUGAUAUUAUUUAAAUUUAAUAUUUAUGGGUUUUUUUUUUUAAAUGAAAGCAGAAUGCAUAAACUUAUUAAUGAUCUUUAUUAGUUUGAGCUGUCAGGCUAAACCCAUCAUCACAAACAUGAAACACGUCGGCGUUUCUUUGAUGGUCAAUUGCUAAAUAAUUGUUGCACGCGUUUUUCGUGAAUAAAACUUAACAUAGCUAGUUUAAGUUAAAUAAGUAAUACUAAGUAUAUAAAUCGAAAUAUUUGUAAUAUUGAUUCCAUCAUAGACCUAAAUGAUUAUAUAAACCACGACAUUUAUUAGUAGCAUAAUGUUCUUCUUGGUCAUUUUAAUUUUUUAACAAAAUAGUAGUCUACUAGAACACCGGUAUGACGGUGUCAAACUCUUUUUAAAUUGUCACAUUUGGAAAUCCUUGCUAUCGGGCUUUUCCGUUGCUGCUCGCUUGACACAGAAAUGUACAUAUUGAAUCGCAAUAUUUCGGCAGAUCGACCGAACCAGAGGUUAUUGGUCGAGGUGUUUUGAACGAUCGGCCGAAGUAUUCUGAGUUCAGGGAAAAACAGCUAAGUGCGAUUCUCACUUAUUGGUUUAUUUCUUUGAAUAUGAUAGCCGUAGCCGUAUUCCAUUGUGAAUGAACAAUGAAUGAUAAUGUGUAAGUAACAAAACAUUUAUUUGUAAUUAUCGUUAACUGGUUAUUUUUAUUGGACUUUUAACAUGUUUUGUUUAGAAGUUAGAACCAAGUAUAACCAACCUAUCACUUCGUAUGCCAAUAAGUAAGCCGACGACGCUUGACAUGGUUGUUACAUUUCCUGUCAUCACCAAUUAAUAAAAUGAUGGGUGUU